Messenger RNA from Dendroctonus ponderosae (mountain pine beetle), 1454 nucleotides. It is a transcript of the gene Trmt61, whose product is annotated as tRNA (adenine(58)-N(1))-methyltransferase catalytic subunit TRMT61A. The record is from RefSeq and is a predicted model, not a curated record. Gene Ontology annotation, cellular component: tRNA (m1A) methyltransferase complex; nucleus. NCBI's taxonomy places the organism in Eukaryota, Metazoa, Arthropoda, Insecta, Coleoptera, Curculionidae. Gene Ontology annotation, biological process: tRNA methylation.
UCAACAAUAUAGAACUUAUCUACAACCUUAAUAUCGUAUGAGUUUUUGCUAAAAUCUGAACAUUUAGUUCAGUUCAUUGUGGGCAACGGACGAAAUUGGUCGAUUUGGUGCCAUUUAGGCAAAUGCUGUCGAUCAUCUUGCCUGUUAACUGCUGAGUGUUAUCCACAUUUAUUUUCAACUGCUUGUGGAUUUUCAUUGUGUGUCCAAGUGUAGGGUGUUCUUUUUGAAGACUAAUGGAAUGACAAUGGAGGAUGGGGCGCCAAUGCAGGAAGCAGGUAGUUGAAGACCUCAGCUAAUCUCAGACCCUUUCACCUACACAACGGUGUGAAUAAUCGAUUGAUUACCACACAUAAAUAAAUUGUGUAAAGCCGCUCCAAAGGCGCAAGUUAUAUUUGGGACCAUUCCUAGCUCCAAUCAAGAAUCAAAGAGACCAGAGUAAUUUUGAGAAGAGGAAGAAAAUAUUUAUUAUAACCUAGAAUUUUAAUAUAAAAGUAUUUAGUUAUUAAAAUGAGUUUUAACGGCUACAAAGAAACAGUACGCGAUGGGGACACUGUGGUUUUAUACCUGACUAUAUCACAAAUAUAUAGCAUUAAAGCACAAAGUAAAGCCAUUAAUAAAAAAAAUCUAGAAGUGGAAAAUGUGUUCCAAACCCCAUACGGGGCUCUUAAAUGCGGCGAAUUAAUAGGAAAGACGUUCGGAUCGAAAAUAUCUUUAAGUAAGGGAUGGGGAUAUAUUUUGCAACCGACUCCAGAGUUGUGGACCAUUACUCUUCCACAUCGAACACAAAUAAUUUAUACACCAGACAUCAGUAUGAUAAUAAUGCAGUUGGAGCUACGCCCUGGCAGCGUUUUGAUUGAAAGUGGAACGGGCAGUGGUUCAUUGUCGCAUGCGUUUAUCAGGGCGGUGAAACCUCAUGGACAUUUGUAUACUUUCGACUUUCAUGAAGUCCGAAGUAAAACUGCCAGGGAAGAAUUUGAUGACCAUGGAUUAGGGCAAUAUGUAACUGUUGAUCAUCGAGAUGUUUGCGCUACUGGAUUUGGGGACAAUCUAAUCGGGAAAGCUGACGCGGUUUUUCUGGACCUGCCCCAUCCAUGGCUAGCUGUACCUCACGCUACACAUUCUUUGAAACAAACAGGCGGAAGGAUUUGCUCAUUCUCGCCAUGCAUUGAGCAAGUGCAGAAAACUUGCAGCGAGUUAUCCAAAUUGGGUUUUCAGGAAAUCGAAACCAUGGAAGUUCUGCAGACGCAGUACAAUGUACAGACUAGGCAAAUUCCUGUAUUAGACUUAGACUUUUUGAAGACUGCAAAAUCGGAUGCUACUGAAAAAAAGGAGAAAGAGGUACAUAAAACAUUGACCGCCAUUCCACCAGCACAACAACCAGGUCAUACGGGCUAUUUAACUUUUGCUACAUUGUAUCCGAGUUGGACUCGAAAAUGUCUUGAUAAUCAGCAUAU